GGCUGCUCGGCUCUACUGAGCAAAAGAACCUGCUCCUCGGUCCUACCUGUUCCUCGGUCCAGUGGUGUCCUGCUUUUACUGGCCGUCUUCUCUCUCUGGCGCCGACAUCUUCAGUGUCUGCAGUCUCUGGACAUCUCCUGUACUAUGUCUGCAGUCUCUGCUCAUCUCCUGUACUAUGUCCGCAGUCUCUGGUCAUCUCCUGUACUAUGUCUGCAGUCUCUGGUCAUCUGUAGUAUGUCCGCAGUCUCUGGUCAUCUCCUGUACUAUGUCCGCAGUUUUUGGUCAUCUCCUGUACUAUGUCCGCAAGUUUUUGGUCAUCUCCUGUACUAUGUCUGCAGUCUCUGGUCAUUUCCUGUACUAUGUCUGCAGCCUCUGGUCAUUUCCUGUACUAUGUCUGCAGUCUCUGGUCAUUUCCUGUACUAUGUCCGCAGUCUCUGGUUAUCUCCUGUA
Molecule: messenger RNA, 450 nt
Organism: Staurois parvus
Lineage: Eukaryota; Metazoa; Chordata; Amphibia; Anura; Ranidae
Source: the annotation of a GenBank genome assembly